Messenger RNA from Ruditapes philippinarum (Manila clam), 4111 nucleotides. RefSeq names its product alpha-mannosidase 2-like. Gene Ontology annotation, biological process: mannose metabolic process; N-glycan processing; protein deglycosylation. The coding region runs from base 183 to 3440 and encodes 1085 amino acids. Gene Ontology annotation, molecular function: carbohydrate binding; alpha-mannosidase activity. Gene Ontology annotation, cellular component: Golgi membrane. The transcript has 4 exons. NCBI's taxonomy places the organism in Eukaryota, Metazoa, Mollusca, Bivalvia, Venerida, Veneridae. The record is from RefSeq and is a predicted model, not a curated record.
UUUGCACGAUGAUUUAUCAGUGAAUAAACUUUACUUCUUUUUGAAAUAACGUACUGUUAAUAUAGCGUGUUUUAUUUUGAGACUGUUCACAAACAUUUCUCAUGCUUAUGUUCCACAAGCUGUGAACUAGUGCUAUUAUCGAGUUUUGUUUUGAAGAUACUUUUUAGAGGAAGUGACCGUGGAUGAGAUUAAGAAUGAAAUUCCGACACAGAGCGAUUGUGAUGUCUGUGGCAGGGGCCUUAACUGUUGUUUACUUAUUCCUGUCAUAUACAGGGUUCAUGCCGAAAAUGUUCAGUUCUCAUAAAGACAAGUUAAAAGAAUUUAUGGACAAAAAUCCUCUAUCGUUCAGUUUUAAAAGAUGGAAAUUAAACGAGGGUCAGUGCAGAGCUGACUUUUCAGUGCCAAAGGAUGUUACAACAACACAAGACUUGGCAGAUAGAACAGACUUCAACACAUAUACAAACGGGCUGUAUAAUCUACCACACGCCCAGCUGAAGGAUGCAGCCUAUGGUCCCAGUUUAAAACCUUUAAAUGUUAUAAUAGUGCCUCAUUCACAUUUAGAUCCAGGCUGGUUGGAGACUGUAGAUGAAUAUUAUAAUAGGAAAGUAAAGUUUAUUCUGGAUCACAUGGUACGGAAGCUGCACCUAUAUCCUGAUAUGACAUUUAUCUGGGCAGAGAUUAUAUUCUUGCAUAGGUGGUGGGGAAGUCAGUCUAAACUUAUACAAGAACAAUUCCAUGAACUGAUCAAAUCAGGAAGACUUGAAAUUGUGUCAGGUGGCUGGGUUAUGCCAGAUGAGGCUUCUACUCACUACACCACAGUGAUAGACCAGCUGAUGGAAGGCCACCAGUGGGUUUAUGAGACAUUUGGUGUCAAGCCAACAAGCAGUUGGUCUAUAGAUCCGUUCGGACACUCUGGUACUAUGCCUUACUUAUGGAAACAGUCGGGUAUGUCUAACAUGGUGAUAGGGAGAAUUCAUCAAGGUACGAAGGGAAGAAUGGCUAUGGAGAAAAGUCUGGAAUUUUAUUGGAAACAGUUCUGGAGCAAAUCUGAGUCAGAUGAUAUUUUAUGCCAUGUCAUGCCUUAUAUGUUGUACAGUCUUCAUCACACUUGUGGACCGGAUAAGUUUAUAUGCGCCAUGUUUGAUUUUAGAAAAAUACCGGGUGAACCGGAAUUUAGUGUCAUUCAGCCUAUUACGGAUAAAAAUAUAGUGAACAAAGCUAAAGAGCUGUAUGAGCAGUACAGGUUAAAGUCAAGCCUGUUUACUCACGGGACUAUUUUUGUGCCACUGGGCGAUGAUUUUAGAUAUGAUCAUAUUGAGGAAUGGGACCAGCAGUAUGAAAAUUAUAAGAAAUUAAUGAAGUACAUGAAUUCUAAACCAGAGUGGAAAAUAAAUAUGAAGUUUGGGACUAUUACUGAUUAUUUCAAUGAAAUGAAGCAAGCUGUAAAAAGUAGUUCAUUUCCUAUGCAAGAAUUAUCCGGAGAUUUCUUCCCAUAUUCUGACCACGAUAAAGCCUAUUGGACAGGCUAUUUUUCCACCCGUCCAUUUGAUAAAAGAUUUUGUAGAGAGGUUGAAACUAGACUCAGAGCAUCAGAAAUACUUCAUUCAAUUGCUUUGGCCUACAGUAGGUUCUGGAAAAUUGAUUAUAAAUUUCUUCAGAGGGCACCAAGGCUGCUAAAAGAGGCGAGAGAUAAUCUUGGAAUAUUUUUACACCAUGAUGCAAUAACAGGGACGUCCAAGGCAUAUGUAGUAGAAGAUUAUGAAGAAAAACUUCUUGUGGCAUUUGAUAAUGCAAUUCAGGUUCUUGGAUCAGCAGCCCAGUUUUUAUUGACGAAGGGAAAACUUGACAAUAUCCCAUCUAUAUUUGAACCGGAACUGACUAGAGCUUCGUUUAAACAGGCGUCAAUGCAUCAGAAAAUAACACCAACCAAGGAAGGUACUAGACUGGUACUCUAUAAUCCAACCAGUCAUCUGCGGUCGGAAUUUGUGGAAGUUAUUGUAGACUCUGUUCAAUUUCAGAUAAAAGACUCCAAGAGAAAAGACAUUCCUUUUCAAAUUAAUCCCGUAUUUACAUCCAGUACUGAGGUGGAUAGAAAUGUUUUCGAGAUAGUGUUUCUAUCAGAGAUCUUGGCUUUUGGCAUUGAAACAUACACCUUCCAGAUCAUAAAUAGGACGCCAAAUAGCUUUUGGUCCAAAAUUGUUAUUUACAAUACACAAGAACUAAUAAUAGCUCCAGAACUGAAAUUUGAGCAAGAAAAGCCGAGACAUAGGGGAUAUCUAAAUGAAGCAAUAUUUAUUGAAAAUGGUCAAAUAGCUGCAGAAUUCAAGUCAAUAAGUGGAUUAAUGACCAAAUGGCUUGACAAAACAAAUAACAAAACAAGAGAAACUAAAAUUGAACUUGAAUUUAAGCAAUACACUUCACGUGGGAGUGGUGCAUACAUAUUUUUACCUACUGGUCCGGCAACUGAUAUGUUAGAAGGCUUACCUGUUGUACGAGUGGUUGAAGGGCCAUUCUGUACUGAGGUUCAAGCAGUUUAUGUCAACUUAUAUCAUAGAGUCAGGCUAUACCAUCAUCCUGGUGUGCAAGGGAGACAACUCCUUAUUCAGAAUGCCUUAGACAUGUUUGUCCUUAACAUGAGAGAUAGGGAGCCAAUCAUGAGGUUAGAAACCGGCGUUAGGAAUGAAAUAGGUAAUUUCUUUACAGAUGAAAAUGGAUAUCAGUUCAUCGGUCGCAAGAGGCACUCUGCACACGAACAAUUUCAAAGUAUCGAUAGAAAUUACUACCCAGUUACUACAAUGGCUUUUAUAGAAGAUGGUAAAACUCGUGUAACUUUACAUACAGGACAAGCGCAUGGUGCAGCUUCACUUGAGGAGGGCUGGUUAGAGUUUAUGAUCGAGAGACAGUUACUGUACGAUGAUGAGAGAGGUCUCGGUGAGGGUAUAUCUGAUAAUAAACUCACAAUGACAAAGUAUAUGUUAACAGUUGAACAUUACGAUACUCGUGAUUUUGAAGACAAAUUUACAUUCCCAUCUAUGCAAGCGAAUAUACUUAAUGAAUUUUUAAACAAUCCAAUUCUGAAGUUGUAUACACCGAUUAAUUCGGAGAUAGUGUCUCCAAAUUUUGUGCCUUUGAAGCAGCCAUUACCAUGUGAUAUAUUUAUAGUUGCCAUGAAAUCCCUGUAUAAAUCAGACUUAGCAUACAAUGGUACAAGCUUAGUGAUCCACAGAAAAGGUUAUAAGUGUGGGUACCCCACCCAGGGGUUACAGUGCCCGAAUGACGAAGUUAAUAUUGCAGAUUUGUUACCCGAUGUAUCUAAUAAUGAUGUAAAAGAAACGUCAUUAACACACCUGGCUACAAAACAAUCAAAUAUUGACCUAAGAAAUCUUCAGGUUCCGCCAAUGGAGCUUAAGUCUUAUGUUAUUACUACUGGAAGAAAGUGAAAGAAAAUUUAAAAUAAAAUUACGAUCAAUUUUUUAGUUUUUUGAACAUUAUUGUUCAUAUAUAUAUAUAUAUUACUUUGAGAAGCAAUUUUUGCCUUUUUUUGAAGUAGUUAAGUAUUAUGGCAUUAAUGAAUAUGUAUCUGUGGUCCUUAACAGGUGCGCUCAUGUUGAAUAUGCACGAAGGGGUGUGUCCCCAAGUAAAGCUGGAAAGUCACCAUAUGACCUUUUACAGUCUUGGUGAGACUUUUAAUUCAAACUUACAGUUACUUAAUGAAUAUGUAAACAUUGUUGUAAUAUCACAAGUUUAAUUUGGUAUUUACAUUUUAAUAAAAUACAAUAGUUUUAGUUUCCAGGGUUUAUUGGUUGGGUAGAAUAAUGCUUUACAUGAAAAAAGCAAAAACGUUAUGAUAUGCAUAAUAGGACGGAAUAGUUUUUUGAUUCCAAAGGAGAGACUACCCAGUUAUUUUUGCACCCUGACAUGUAAUUAUAUUUUAGCAUGACCAGAAAUGUUGUUGGUUUGCAGAAAUAUUGUAAAUUUUAAAGAGAUCAUACAAAUUGUUAAGAGAUCAUGCAAAAUUUCAAGAGAGCAUGCAGUUUUUUCAGAGAUCAUGCAAAAUUUUAAAUACAUGUAAGUAUUAUGGAAAAGUUUUCAAUUUGUCUAUAUGUCUUUA